AUGCCGAUCGGUGCAAGAAUUCUCUCCCUGAAGCGAAAGCUUUGUCGCAAAUCUAGAAAAACACGAGCCAAGGCAAAGCGGGUGGGGAUGGCCGCAAGACGCCUCAUCGUGAGGUGGUCCAAGAAACUGACACCCUGUGAGUUAACAUUCCAAUGUGUUUACUGCACAUCAACUGCAGGUCAAAGGAGGUACCGCCGACGCCGCUAUGCAAGUAGCAACAGGGAAAUCCAGGAUCCCUGCACGGAGACUCUGAGUCCUCCUGACGCACCAGACAGGGAGCUGGAAAACUACGUAUAUUUCCGACCUUCAGUGCUUCUCAAGGAGAAGGCCUCUACAGAAGUAAAAGAUCAUUCAGCUAGCAACUGCAUUUUUCUGAAGUACAAUGCAAUGAUCUCUCCUCAAGAGCCUGUUUCCUCUCCUGAUGUCAGUGGAGAGAAUGAUGAGAAGGAGGACAGCUCUCUGCAAGGUUCCCUUUCACGUGACACUGUUUCUCAACUGGACACAAACCCUGCUGUAGAGUAUUCUUCACCACAAGACUGUGAUAUCAAACCAUGACACACAGUCAGAGCCUAAAGACAGUUCUCGACAAGAUUUCUGUUUGUGCGAGACAGUUUUUGAUUGUCAGUAGGCCUAAGUAGUCAGUAGCAUAAUUUAUAGCAAAAUAGGUAGCUUGAAGGCAUUGGGCAUUAUUCGAGAAAAAUAGGUGAGCAUCUGCCAUUGCGCAUGUGCAACGGGAAGAGGGAAGAUGUGACAUCUGCCAUAGACCUUGGUGGAAAGAUCAUAAGAAUGAACUUCCACUGUGGGCGAGUGCAUGUAAACGUGCUGCUACUGUUGCAGCCGUCCUCUGCGGCAGCGGAGCGUGUGUUUUCUAUUCUCUCUAACUCUUU
Messenger RNA from Geodia barretti, 887 nucleotides. NCBI's taxonomy places the organism in Eukaryota, Metazoa, Porifera, Demospongiae, Tetractinellida, Geodiidae. The record is from the annotation of a GenBank genome assembly.